Molecule: messenger RNA, 1696 nt
Organism: Fusarium redolens
Lineage: Eukaryota; Fungi; Ascomycota; Sordariomycetes; Hypocreales; Nectriaceae
Product: major facilitator superfamily domain-containing protein
Exons: 2
Coding region: 91-1485 (464 amino acids)
Source: RefSeq, a predicted model, not a curated record
GACGGUAAGGGUCUCAAAGUCCAAGACCCUGACCCAUCCAGGAGGGAGGACUUCGAGGUCGGAGAAACACGUGUGUCGGGAAGCCCAUGGAUGUAUAAGUCCUUCAAGUUGGGCUUUUUUAAGAUCCCUUGCUACGCGUCUGCCGGGUUUCAGGUCACAUUUGUGGCUUUUGCAAGCUUCCUUUGUCCGGGCAUGUUCAGUGCCAUCAACGGCCUGGGAGGAGGCGGAAUGGUCAACGCCCACGACAUCAACAAUGCCAACACCAUCCUAAACUCCGUCUUCGCGGUGGUUGGAUUCUUUGCUGGAAGCGUCGUCAACAGGAUCGGCCUUCGUAUGACCCUGGCUCUGGGCGGAUUUGGAUAUCCUGUGUUUGUGGCUUCUCUGCUAGUGUACAAUCACACACAGAAUGUCGGCUUUCUCAUGUUCGCUAGUGCCCUGCUCGGCUUCACUGCCGCUUUGUUCUGGACGGCCCAGGGAGCAGUCAUGAUAUCAUACCCUGCCGAGGAGGACAAGGGCCAUGCUAUAUCCUUGUUCUGGGCCAUCUUCAGUAUGGGAGCUGUCCUCGGAGGUCUAAUCCCCUUGGGUCAGAACAUACACUCCAGCAGCGGGUCGGUCAACGAUGGUACCUACAUUGGCUUCAUUGUACUGACUACCUGUGGUUUCGUCCUGGCUGAGUUCCUUUGCAACCCAAAGUUUGUCGUAAGGAAAGAUGGCUCACGAGUCAUUGCGAUGAAGAACCCGACGUGGAAAUCCGAGAUUACCGGUCUCUGGCAGACACUGAAGACUGAUUGGUAUACUGUCUUGCUUUUCCCCAUGUUCUUAGUCUCGAACUGGUUCUACACCUACCACUUUCAAGGCGUCAAUCUCCCAAUGUUCAACAUUCGCACUCGCGCACUCAACAACGUCUUGUACUUUUCGGCACAGAUCAUCGGCGCCUGGAUCUUUGGAUUUCUUUUGGACAUAAAGAUGUUCCGCCGUCCUACACGUGCGAGAGUUGUGGGCAACCUCCUCUUCGUGCUCACAAUGGGCAUCUGGGCUGGGGGAUACGAGUUCCAAAAGACCUAUACGCGAGAGAAGAUGGAAGAAUACCCGGAGCUGAAGCUUGAUUGGAGCGACUCCGGCUAUAUCGGUCCCAUGUUCUUGUACAUUUUCUAUGGGAUGUACGACUCCGCUUGUCAGGGGUACUGCUACUGGAUGAUGGGCGCCAUGACGAACAACAGCCGCAAGCUUGCCAACUUUACUGGAUUUUAUAAGGGCAUGCAGCCAACAGGUGCAGCUAUUGCACCGCAACUGGAUGUGAAGAGGGUGUCCUACAUGGGCCAGCUAUAUACGUGCUGGGGGCUUUUGGCCUUCUCUCUGAUCCUGGCAUCACCCGUCAUCUGGAUCAAGGUCACGGAGCACUCUGAUCUCGAGAAGGAUCUUAGGUUCUCAGAUGAGACUAUGGAGGAGGUUGUCGCGGAGCCUCUGGAAGCCGUGAACCAUUGAUCAUACCAAUCUCUGGAGAGCCCAAAGGUGGCCAGCAUGAAUCUGGGCGAACUAUUGGUAUGCAUGGCAGUGAGAAUCUGGUUAAGGGCUGUUUUCAGUUUAGCCGAUGCAACUCUGACUUUUGUUUAAUUUUUGAUGUGGUGGAUUUUGUCAUCUGUAGAGAAGCAAAUAGCUCUUGUAGUUAUUAGAAGGAAGCAAAAAACCUUUCGGG